GCUACAGGUGUAACCGGAAACGGAAGUGUUUAUGAAAGCUGUCGAGAUACGUUGACAGUGACUGGGACUGUCUGAAAUUAUGACUUGAAAUGUAAACUUUUGAAGUAUCUGAUUUAAGAAAAAACUAAAAACAGAAACCAGGAAAAGGGAUGAUAGAGCAACUGUACCGGGGAUAUUAAUAGUAAUGAUGGGUCCGUUUCAAACCGGAAGCCUGUACGCGGCUCAGGGGCCGCUUUCCUACACUGACAACCUCAUCGGUACAUUGCUGGCUAUCAUCGGGAAUUUACUCAUCAGCAUCUCCGUGAACAUACAGAAACAAAGCCAUGUGGUGUUGGCAGGCACUAAGGAUCCGAGGCCUUACUACUUCACAAAGACGUGGUGGAGUGGUCUUGUGCUGCUGCUGAUCGGAGAAGGAUCCCUGUUUGCAUCUUACGCCUUUGCACCGCUCUCACUCAUCGCCCCCCUCAGCGCUGUGUCUCUCAUAGCCAGCUGUAUUUUAGGAUUUCUGUAUCUGAGAGAAAAAUGGAGCCCAAAGGAGUUUCUGAAGCGCUACAUUUUAUCAUUCCUCGGCUGUGCCUUGACUGUAGGAGGAACAUAUCUCUUUGUCACGUUCGGGCCAAACUCUCACGAACAACUAAACGCCGAAAACAUUGUGAAGCACCUGACUGGCUGGCCCGUCCUCCUGUACCUGCUACUGGAGAUCAUCACGUUCUGUCUGGUGCUGUACUUUUACAAACAGCACAAUGCGAACUUCCUCGUGCUCAUCCUGCUGCUAGUGGCACUGCUGGGCUCUGUGACGGUCAUCACAGUGAAGGCGGUUGCAGGAAUGGUGGUUCUCAGCAUUCAGGGAUCUCUCCAGCUCAGUUAUCCUAUUUUCUAUGUCAUGUUUGUUUGCAUGGUGACCACCAUCUUCUUUCAGGCAUCAUUUCUAGCUCAGGCGUCCCGUUUGUACGAUUCCUCCCUCAUCGCCUGCGUUAACUACAUCUUCUCCACCGUGUUUGCUGUUGGUGCAGGCGCCAUAUUUUACCUGGAGUUCAACCACGAGGACGUUCUGCACAUCUGCAUGUUUUUAUUAGGAUGUGCCGUGUGCUUCCUCGGCGUAUUCCUCAUCACCAAAAACAAGAAGAAAACCAAAGCUUUUGAGCCGUAUGUGACCAUGGACAUGGUGAAAGGUAUUCCAACGAUCCAUGAAAAAGGCUGGCCCGUUCAGCCGGAUUAUAACGGUUCUUUCUCUUACGGCACCCUCGUGAAUAACGACACCAUCACACCUGCAACUCUCCCAGUGGUGAAUCGGGAUACGUGUGCAUCUCCCGACACGGGUCGCCCGUACCAGGCAGACGAGAUCAAAAAAGACUAGUUAAACCUCUGACAGGACCUCCCAUUUAUAAAAAAAAAAAAGAAGAAGAAAAAAAAGAAUAAAAGCUGCAUCUGACUUUAUUGCUCUCUUCAAGCAUUUAGUUCUAUAGGAUACUGAAUGACUUGCUGAUCCAGAAAAACUGAAUGGCAAAGAUUCCAGAAAACUUCUAAAGACCUUUCCAGAGAUGUGAGGCAACUUUCGAGCAUCCCAGUUGUCAGACCUUUGUUUUUUGUUUUUUUUAAAUCUACUGCGGACGUCAGGGUGAGCUAAAGCAAAAACGCAGCUCCAGAACGGCUCACAUCCUCAUUCCACUCUGCUGUUAGUCUUAACCUUUGCUCGUGUUCAGUGUAGCUUUUGUGUGCGUUUCGACGGCAACACACCACUUCACAGCCAAAGAAAAUCCCUAAUUCAUAAUAACUUCAUCAUGUAAUGAAAAUUGUGCUGAGAGUCAUUGUGCAUCGUCAUCUAUAAUAACCAUAUUUAUUAUAAUACAAAGAUGCCUUAGAACAAAACUUUUUGCCCUUAAAGUAGCACCGGUUUCACUCUGUGCUCCGGUUACUUUCGGUAUUUCUUCUCAUGUCCGUGUGUUUCCUCCAGGUUCCUCGGGAUUCUUCCAGGUUCUUCAGGUUUCCUUCUAUCUCCCAUAAAAAUGCCUAUAGCUCAGUUCAUACUUCUGGGACUAUAAAGUAGUUCCAGGUGUGACUGUGUGUGUGUUGUGCCCUGAGAUAGAUGGGUGACAUUUUUCUGGCCCAGAAAUGCCCUUUUUUCCCCCGUCAGGCAAUUUUAAAGCACAGGAUGCAAUCGACUGAGAGGAAGGAGGAAACUCAUUACGCUUUAUAAAAGACAUACUGCUGUUUCAAGCGGAAUAAUUCAACAGUGCUUUAUUCAGUGUAUUUUAGUGGAUCUGUCUUCACCACCAUGCCUUUAUUCCUCAUCCUAACGCUAUGCAUUCAACUCUACUCUAUGCUGCUGCAGCAUCACUUUACUCUCAUCAGUAUAAUCAUAUUCAAGCACGCAUCUAAAGGAAAGGAGUUGAUUCUCAACUGGCAGCAUCAGGGCUUUUUACAUUUAAAAGAUUUUUUUGUGUGUGGUAACAGAUGUGUAAACAAUCAGAUUUACUUACUCACAUUCCGGUGUUGUGUCAUCCAUCUUUUCAUCCAUCUUUGGUCUUUGAUUUUUCUUGAUAUGGGUGUAAGGGCAUGCAAGAUCUCUUUGCUCCACAGAAUGGCUCUUGGGGUCCAAACAAUAUUUCAUAUUUCUGGUAGAUAGACUCCAGCACUUUUUUUUUUAUUAUAUUUAUUUAAAUGAUGAUUCCAAGUCGUUGUGGUGACGGUUGAAAUCCCAUCAGCCGAGCUAGUCUUAGACACUGUGAUUAACGUUGCUUACAUAAAGGUUAUGUGGAAUCAGUUUUGUCUGUUAUGCUGCGUUAUCUGUAAAUCAUUAUCAUGUAAUCAUUACCUGGUUACAAAGCUUUGCUAAUGGAAUACAUUAUAUAAACAUAAAUAGCUAGUUAGACAAUGGUGCCAUAAUAUAAUAAUAAUAAUAAUAAUCCAUCCAUCCAUCCAUUUUCUACCGCUUAUCUGGGGCUGGGUCGCGGGGGCAGCAGUCUAAGCAGGGACACCCAGACUUCCCUCUCCCCAGACACUUCCUCCAGCUCUUCCGGGGGAAUACCGAGGCGUUCCCAGGCCAGCCGAGAGACAUAGUCCCUCCAGCGUGUCCUAGGUCUUCCCCGGGGCCUCCUCCCGGUUGGGCAUGCCCAGAACACCUCCCCAGGGAGGCGUCCAGGAGGCAUCCGGAACAGAUGCCCGAGCCACCUUAGCUGACUCCUCUCGAUGUGGAGGAGCAGCGGCUCUACUCUGAGCUCCUCCCGGGUGACCGAGCUCCUCACCCUGUCUCUAAGGGAGCGCCCAGCCACCCUGCGGAGGAAACUCAUUUCGGCAAUAAUAAUAAUAAUAAUAAUAUAUGGGUAUUAAAUAUAGCAUAAUGGCUUGUACACAGAGGUGUUUUUGUUGUUAGAAAAGCUAUAUAUCAAGCUACAAAGCUUUCAAGCUUAUUACUGAUUGAGUAUUAAGUAAAAUAAGGUAUUUGGAAAUGUCCAGAAUUCAGAAGCAAUUCUGAAGCAAAAAAACUCAAAUUUAUAGCUGAUUUUCAGCUAUUUGUGAAAGUUACUGCUUUUCCUAAUCAAGCUAAUUUUAACUUCAAAUGUGUCUUCCUACCAAUGACCUAAGAGUUCACAAACAUUUUCAUGAAGGUAUACAUGCGUUAUGAAUGAUUUAUGAAACUCAUUAGCUCUGACCUUACCUGUAGUUUGAUCAGUUGAGGAUCUCAGCUCUCAGAUGUUUAUCUGAAGUCCCUCAUUGCUUUAAAAGCUUUAAGUUGGCAUCGGCCUUAGUUGCCUCUGGUGUGAGCCGGUGAAGAAUUCAGUUUAUCAUUUGUACUAGUAAUAAUUGAAUCCUAUGUUGUCACUUUAUUUCUGAAGGUAAACGUGUAGCUGAAAGGAACUACAUUUAUUUUCAUUUAUUUAUUUCUUUAAUGUACAGUAGAAAGAUUAGAAAUCAUCACUGUCUUAAUUUGCAAUUCCAAAGAAUUUGUCAGUGUCUGGACCAAAGGAAAUAAUUAUACGUGUGUAGACGUGUGUCCGACUGAUGUUUUUGAGGGUAACACUAAUUAAUCUUUGAAUCAAUAAAAUAAGCUGAAUACUGAAUUUUGAUGUUGCUGAAGUUAUAAGAAUGCAACUUGUUAAAACUGUAAAUGGUGCGUGGCUUGAUUUCUUCAGUGUGACUUUGGGCAUUAAACUCUGUAUACCAUGUUCCAUGCUGUA
This is a messenger RNA of Tachysurus vachellii, 4178 nucleotides long. RefSeq names its product NIPA like domain containing 3 (gene nipal3). Bases 185 to 1357 code for a protein of 390 amino acids. Gene Ontology annotation, biological process: magnesium ion transport. The transcript has 11 exons. Gene Ontology annotation, cellular component: membrane. Lineage: Eukaryota; Metazoa; Chordata; Actinopteri; Siluriformes; Bagridae. Gene Ontology annotation, molecular function: magnesium ion transmembrane transporter activity. The record is from RefSeq and is a predicted model, not a curated record.